Impatiens glandulifera is the source of this 924-nucleotide messenger RNA. RefSeq lists its product as uncharacterized. The transcript has a single exon. The coding region runs from base 193 to 693 and encodes 166 amino acids. NCBI's taxonomy places the organism in Eukaryota, Viridiplantae, Streptophyta, Magnoliopsida, Ericales, Balsaminaceae. The record is from RefSeq and is a predicted model, not a curated record.
UCCGUUUCCAUAGUUUUCCGUUACGAUUUUUCAUUCAUUCAUUCAUGAUGCCAUUCUCUUUCUCUCUCCACACUAUGCCCGCCGUCUUCAUUCCUUACACCCUUCAUAACACCUGAUUUCCUAGAUCGAUCGAAGAAGAAGAAGAAGGAGGAAGUUAAUCAAUCAAUCAAUCAUUCGAUACAGAAACAGGAAAUGAUGGCUAAUGAAACUGGAAGAGAAUUCGCUCAAAUCGUAGUGGAAUCAAACGAUGAAACGGAGAUGAUCGAUUCGAUUUCAUCAAAUCGACGUAACUACUGCUUUUGUAUUCCGUGUUUCAAAUCCAACCGAUCAUCAACUACCGGAUCGAACUGGUGGCAUAGGAUUAGAGAAGCAGAGCAAGACGAACGGUGGUGGUCAAAAGGAAUCACCGCGUUUAAGAAGGUUCGUGAAUGGUCUGAGAUUGUUGCAGGUCCACGAUGGAAAACAUUCAUCCGCCGUUUCAAUCGAAACAAGAAUGGAGGCGGAGGCAAGCACGGGAAAUUCAAUUACGAUCCGCUAAGUUACUCUCUGAAUUUCGACGAAGGCACAGCAGCAACAAACGGAGAUUCAGACGAAGAAUACGGAUUCCGUAACUUCUCUUCUCGAUACGCUUCAAUUCCAAAUACGGCGAAAUCUUCAAUUGACUAUGGUAAAGAUCAGCCGACUUUCACAUGAAUUCAGAUGAGGUUAAACCCUAAACUUGUUAUUAUUAUCUUCUUUUAAUGCAACGACCGUGCGUAGCUGGGUUUGUAUGUAAAACAGAAAAUCUCUUCUUUUUGGUCAUUCUUGUUGAAUUAUGUGGCAAUUUUAUAUUUUAGUUUUAGUAAAAUUGUAUAAACAAAGAUUGUGUUUUGUUGGAUUUUUAUUGUUUCUUGUUUGAAGAUUAAAAGGAAAUUGUUUAUGGAA